Messenger RNA from Tricharina praecox, 2350 nucleotides. RefSeq names its product RNA recognition domain-containing protein-containing protein. NCBI's taxonomy places the organism in Eukaryota, Fungi, Ascomycota, Pezizomycetes, Pezizales, Pyronemataceae. The record is from RefSeq and is a predicted model, not a curated record. The coding region runs from base 71 to 2221 and encodes 716 amino acids. Gene Ontology annotation, molecular function: RNA binding. The transcript is spliced from 2 exons.
CAAACUUUCAGGCGCGAAAUUCAAUUCCGCUCCCCACCAACCCACCACACCUUUACACACCUCGAACACCAUGGCGAAAACCCCCAAACCCACCGCCGCAGCGGCGAGCACGACGACGGACCACGAGACGGCGGUCAAAAGCCACGAGCAGGACAUCCUGAAGCGGCGCACGCUGUUCGUGCGCUCGCUGGACUACUCGGUGACCAGCGCGCUGCUGUCGGAGAAGUUCUCGUUCGUGGCACCGAUCAAGCAUGCGACGGUCGUUGUCAACCCGUCGUCGAAGGAGUCGCGCGGAUUCGGGUUCGUCACGUUCGCGGACGCGGAGGAUGCGCUGAAGGCGAUACAGCAGCUCAAUGGGGCCGACUUCGAGGGGCGGAAGAUGAAGGUUGAGCUCGCGGAGCCCAGGAGGAGAGAAGCUGCCAAGGGCGCGAAGCCCGGUGCGGAGGAGAAGACGAAGGAGAAUAAACUCCCCUUGCCGACGACGGGUACCUCGAGACCGAAAAAGGUGGAGGAGGAGGAGGGAAAGAGGAGGAGUCCGCGCUUGAUCAUUCGCAAUCUGCCGUGGAGCGUGCAGAAGCCCGAGCAGUUGCUCAAGUACUUCCAGAGCUACGGAAAGGUGAAGGAUGUCAUUAUCCCCAAGAAGAGGAAUGGUGAGAUGUCCGGGUUUGCGUUUGUUACCAUGAAGGGGUACAAGAAUGCGGAGAGAGCGAUUGAGGCGACCAAUGGAACUGAGAUUGAGGGGAGGACUGUGGCUGUUGAUUGGGCGGUUGAGAAAGAGGAGUGGGAAAAGGCGCGAAAGGAUGAGGAGCCUGCGGCUGUCAAAGAUGAAGUGGAGGAAGAGGACGACGACGACGACGACCAGGAGGAGGACGAGGACGUGGACGGGGGUGUGGAUAUUGAAGACGAUGACGAGGAGGAGGGUUCUGAUGCCGAAAACGAGGACGACGAAAUGGAUGAGGAUGAAGACGACGAGGAUGAUGAGGACGACGACGAAGACCGGCCACCUACCGACUCCACCACCACUCUCUUCAUACGCAACCUCCCCUACUCGGCUACCGACGACUCCCUCUACAAGCACUUCACACAAUUCGGACCAGUGCAUUACUCCCGUGUCGUGAUCGACCACGCAACGGACCGGCCAAAGGGCACCGGCUUCGUCUGUUUCUACAACCCCGACAUCGCCGCCGACGUUCUCCGCGAUGCGCCACGCAUCACCGCAGCUGAAAGCCGGCCUUCGCUGCUUCAAUCGGAAGCCCUCGACCCUGACGGAAAGUACACGCUCGACGGCCGCAUCCUCGCCCUCUCCCGGGCCGUGGACCGCAACCAAGCCGACGAGCUCGCCUCCAGCGCCGCGAAGAACCGUGAGAAGACCAACAACGACAAACGCCGCCUCUAUCUGAUCAACGAAGGAAUGAUUCCCGCCUCCUCCCCGGCCUGGAAAAAACUCAGCCCCUCCGAGCGCCUCCUCCGCGACCAAUCCCGCGAGCAGCGCCGAAAACUCCUCCAAGCCGACCCCAACCUCCAUCUCUCCCUCACCCGCCUCUCGAUCCGCAACCUUCCGCGCUGGGUCACCUCCAAAGACCUCAAGCAGAUUGCUCGUAAAGCCAUCCCAGGCUUCGCGGAGGACAUGAAAUCCGGACUUCGCGCCGCACUCAGCAAAGAAGAACUCUACCGCGACGGCGGCGAGGGGAAGGAUGCCGAGGAGCAGCGAAGAACAAAGGGGCUCGGUGUCGUCAAGCAGGCGAAAGUCCAGCUCGAGAAGAUGGGCGGGCGAUCCAGGGGCUACGGAUUCGUCGAGUACUGGAGCCAUCGCUACGCACUCAUGGGACUACGGUACAUGAACGGCCAGCUCAUUCCUGGUGUGCCGCAGGAUGAGGAGGGUGCUGAGCCACGUCGUCGUCUUGCCGCUCCGGAUAUCGAGAAGAAGAAGCGGCUUAUCGUUGAGUUCGCCAUUGAGAACGCCAAAGUCGUCAACCGCCGCAAGGAGAAUGAAACCCGCUCAAGAGAGGUGGGCGAGAAGAGGCGGGAGGAGGCCAAGGCUGGCGUUGUGCGCGAGCCGAAGGGGGUCAAGGGGAAGAAACCCACAGGUGCGCAGAAGGAGCUGGCGAAAUCGAAGAGGAAACGCGAAGGUGGUGAUGGACCGGAUAUGAAGGAGCUGAAGAAGAGGAAGAACUGGAAUCAAAAGACGGUUAAGAAACCACGAGGGAAGGGGGCUGCUUAAUAGGUGGGGAUGUGGGGUAAAAAUACAAUGAGACUGUUUGGGGAGAUCUAAUCGUAUCUGGCAACCGCCGGAUGAACAUUAGGUAUCACUCCCUAUGUGGCGUCAGCAAAGACGAUGCACGCCAUACGA